AUGGCUGUCCGUCAUUUUCGCCAUCAUCUCAUAGGAACUAAGUUUUAUUUGAGAACCGGUCAUCGUCCAUUACAGUUUUUGGCAAAAACCAAAGACCUCUGGGGCAAACGUGGUAGAUGGAUUAUGGAAUUGGAAGAAUAUUCAUUUACUGUAGAAUAUAUAACUAGUCAAGAAAAUGUUGUGGCUGAUGCUCUAAGUCGAAUAGAACACGAGAAAACUUUGCAAUUAGAAAAAUCCGAGGAAAUCGGUCAGAACAAUAACCGUGCCAACCCGAUCGCCGCGUUUGGACCUCCGAAAGCUACACCGUUAGCAGCCAGUAUAAGAGACGACUGGUCUAUGAAAGAAUUUAUGAAGGCACAACAGAGAGAUCCACUGUUAACGGAAAUCAGCGAUAUUGUUGGUAUGGACCAAGUUGACCCACGUGUUGGUAUGGGAAAUCACAGUGUUCUAGCCAGGUGUUUGGCAGGAGAUAUUCGAGGCUGUGAUCUGUUUUCUACGAUGACAACAAAGUGGAAUUACUUGAUUCCGUUUGCAAUGGCAGUCGCUGUUUCUCAAUAUACAGAAUCUCAUGCGAUUCCGAUUUGUUAUCCAUUCGGAACACUUGACUUUGUUGAGGGACUGGAUCUAACUGGCAUGCUUAGUGGAGUAACUGAAUCACACGAUGACAUCGGUGUUAUUGCUUAUGAAGUGACCAAGUCAGCGGGCAUCAUGAAAAAUUUUCGGGACGUGCUUGAUGGUGGUUAUGUGAAACGAAAUCAACAUGAUGAGUUUGCAAUUGAUACAUGGCCGGGAGAUUUUUCAGUUGCCCUUCGCGUUCGGAUGUGGGAAAAUGCUGAUAUUUUAAAUAUUUAUGACUGGACCAUUGGACAUAGGUUUGGGAUUCGUGCUGGUGGAGAUGGCGUCUUUCUAAAGAUCAAUGGGAUAACAUCAGAAGUCCAAGUGUCAAACGUGAACGUGUCAGAUGGCUUGUUUCAUAGAAUUCAUCUCUCAAUUUCGGGCAACAAUGUCUUAGCGAAAGUGUCAGGUUUUGAGGCUUUGGGUUGUGGUGAUGUGAAGACAACACGACUGACUACUGGAACUAGAGAUAGAACGAUUUUAAUUUCUAGAAGCAUAGUGGUGCUUGGUGGUGAGGGAAUGAGUCUUAUUGAGGCACCUCAAGCAACUAUUCAACAACUAGUGCUUAUGCCUGAUGCUAAGGAAGCAUUUGCCUGCCCAUAUGAUGUUGACUGUCCUACUGAAGAAACAUCAGGAGCACUUAGGGACAGCCUAAAAGGAGAGAAAGGUGAAAAGGGAGACACAGGAACUCAUGUGACUAUCGAACGUCGAGGUUAUCCUGGUCCUUCUGGACCUGCUGGACCUGCUGGACCUCGAGGAAUUGCUGGACCUCGAGGAAUUGCUGGAUAUCCUGGACCAUCUGGACCUCCUGGACAAAUGGGACCUCGUGGGUCACCUGGCUCUCCUGGUGUACAAGGAUCGAGUGGAAGUAAAGGUGAAAUGGGACCACACGGACCCUCAGGGCCAAUAGGAUCGGAUGGAUUGAAGGGAGACAAGGGAACUAAUGGAGAACGAGGACAGAAAGGAGAGCAAGGAAGCAAAGGAGCACCUGGACCAGCAAUGAAUCCAGCAAUUUUUAAAGGCUAUGAACCAUUCAAGAAAAUGAGAGCCGAUAUUGAGGAGUUACAGCAACUUGUCUUGGGAAGGGAUAGACCUGUUGCUGCUCAUUCACAGGAGAGGCCUGUUGCUCACUUGUCCGGUUCAGGAUUAGCUGAUAACGACUACUACGACCCUGGAAUUGUGACAAAAUGGGAUGGCAGAAAUGGUACCUUCUUUUCUCGACUCCAUGGCGGCAUGAACUACAGCAACGGUUCUAUCACUGUACCCACAGAUGGAUUUUACUAUGUCUACGUACAGAUGUAUUACACCAACAACAACGCAGAUUACAAGGCCAAAUACCGUUAUGCUGGUUUUAGCAUCAGCAUAAAUGAUAAACAGUAUGCCUAUGCCACUCGAUACCAUCAGCAGCGAAAUGAUCAGCGCACUCAUUACAUGGGACGUGUCUUUUAUUUGAAGAAGGGAAACAAGCUAUCGAUAAAUAUUGAAAUUCACAACCGCUACUACUUCAAUAAAGAGUACACAUUCUUUGGUGCUUUUCUGAUCAACUGACAGACUAGUAAUGCAGACAGUGUGCACCUGUGGGUAUGCAACUGAAAUGUUGUACGUUUUGGUUGAUUUGUUGUGAUAUGGAAUGUGUCGCACGUGCAUGUGUGUGUGUGUGUGUGUGUGUGUGUGUGUGUGUGUGUGUGUGUGUGUGUGUGUGUGUGUGCUGUCAGAUCUGAAUACAAUCGGCUGAAUCGAUAGCCAGAAAA
Corticium candelabrum is the source of this 2366-nucleotide messenger RNA. RefSeq lists its product as uncharacterized. Bases 1 to 2163 code for a protein of 720 amino acids. Gene Ontology annotation, molecular function: tumor necrosis factor receptor binding. Gene Ontology annotation, biological process: immune response. NCBI's taxonomy places the organism in Eukaryota, Metazoa, Porifera, Homoscleromorpha, Homosclerophorida, Plakinidae. The transcript is spliced from 14 exons. The record is from RefSeq and is a predicted model, not a curated record. Gene Ontology annotation, cellular component: membrane.